Messenger RNA from Pichia membranifaciens NRRL Y-2026, 891 nucleotides. RefSeq lists its product as hypothetical. The record is from RefSeq and is a predicted model, not a curated record. The coding region runs from base 1 to 891 and encodes 296 amino acids. NCBI's taxonomy places the organism in Eukaryota, Fungi, Ascomycota, Pichiomycetes, Pichiales, Pichiaceae. The transcript has a single exon.
AUGUCGUUCCCCGUUGCAGGUCUCAUUCACGAGUACGCUCCCCGCCACAUUGCGUUCGAGUUUGCCCCGGCGGCGCACAAAAACGUGGUUAUCUUUAUCGGCGGCCUUAUGGACGGCCUCCUCACGGUCCCGUAUCUCCAGCGGCUGGCAGAAGAGCUCGCCAAGAUUAACUACUCGCUUGUGCAGAUUGAGUUCUCGUCGUCGCACAUUGGCUGGGGGACGGGCUCUUUGAACAGAGACUCGACCGAGAUCUCCCAACUCGUCACGUACCUAAAGUCCGAGAAGGGCGGUAAGCGGUCGACCAUCGGAUUGAUGGGCCACUCCACCGGGUGCCAGAACACCACCCACUACUUUACCAGACAGGAGAGAGACGAUCCGGCGAAGUACUCCGCAGUGGACUUCGGCAUUCUGCAAGCGCCUGCCUCCGACAGAGCCUCGGCCACGAUGAUGAUGUCGAAGGAGGAGUUGGAGGAGUCGUUGGUCAUCGCCAACGACCUGAUUGCCCAGGGCAGGUCCGACGAGAUCAUGCCACACAAGUUCAUCAAGCGCUUCUUCAACGUCCCAAUCAACGCGUACAGAUGGAACUCGCUCAUGGCGGUCAGAGGCGACGAUGACUUCUUCUCUCCAGAUCUAGAGGACGCAGACUUCGCCACAACCUUCGGCAAGUUCGAUAGGCCGUUCUUGGUCCUCUACAGCGGCUCGGACGAGUACGUUCCGAAGUGGCUGGACAAGGAGGCGUUGCUGGACAGAUGGGCAAAGGUCGCCAGCGUAAACUGGUCCCAGUACAGCACCGUUGUCGAAGGCGCAUCGCACAACAUCGGUGAAGGGUCCACCAACAACGCCCAGAAAAACGCCGUCGAUACGGUCAUCAAAUUUAUUCAAUCUAUUUAA